AUGGCCAGGCUCACAAUUCUAGCAGGCUUGUGCCUGCUGAUAAGCCAGAUGGGAUCUGCCAGCAGGAUGGAGUGCUAUUUCACCAACUGGUCCCAGUACAGGCCUGGAGAUGGAAAGUUCUUGCCACAAAAUGUGGAUCCUUUCCUAUGCACCACCCUCCUCUAUGCCUUCUCCAUCAUUAACCACAACAAUGAGCUGGUUACUUAUGAAUGGAAUGACGAAGUCCUCUACAAAUCUUUUAAUGAACUGAAGGCCAAGAAUGCUCACCUGAAGACUCUCUUGGCUGUUGGUGGAUGGAACUUUGGCUCAACACAGUUCUCCAUCAUGGUCUCUACUGCAGCUAAUCGUCAGAAGUUCAUCCAGUCUUCCAUCAAAUUUCUGAGGACUCAUGGAUUUGAUGGCCUGGAUCUGGACUGGGAGUACCCUGGAUCCCGUGGAAGUCCUCCCGAGGACAAACAAAGGUUUACACUGCUCUGCAGGGAACUUGUUGCUGCCUAUGCAGCUGAGGCCAAAGCUACUGGCAAUCCUCAGCUCAUGCUAACUGCUGCCGUUUCUGCUGGAAAAGGAACCAUCGAUGCUGGAUAUGAGAUUGCUGAGGUUGCCAAAGAAUUAGACUUUAUCAAUGUGAUGACCUAUGACUUCCAUGGAACUUGGGAGCAGUUCACCGGACACAACAGCCCUCUGUACCGUGGAUCUCAGGACUUUGGUGACCUUAUCUAUUUCAAUACUGACUAUGCUAUGAAAUACUGGAGAGACAAUGGCACCCCAGUGGAGAAGCUGAGGAUGGGAUUUGCAGCUUAUGGUCGUACCUUCCGUCUGACAUCAUCAAACACUGGUGUUGGUGCCCCAGCUAGCGGCCCUGCAUCAGCUGGUCCAUACACCCGUGAAGCUGGAUUCUGGUCCUACUAUGAGAUCUGUACCUUUGUGAAAGGCAUCACCAUUAAUUGGAUUGAGGACCAGAAAGUCCCCUAUGCCUUCAAAAACAAUGAGUGGGUAGGAUUUGACAACAGGGAGAGCUAUGAUACCAAAGUACGUUACCUGAAAGAGCAUAAGUUUGGUGGUGCCUUUGUCUGGGCCCUUGAUUUGGAUGACUUUGGGGGAAAAUUCUGUGGGGAGGGUCACCACCCCCUGCUCUCUCAUCUCAACAAGCUUCUUAAUAUUGACUUUCCCAUCCAGCCCACAACCACCACCUCAACACCUGGAACUGGCACCACUUCUCCUACUACCACCACCACCACCACCACUACCCAUGCCCCAGGACCUGGGUUCUGCAAUGGCAAACCUGAUGGCAUCUACCCCAACCCAGAUGACAAAACCAGUUUCUACAUGUGUACUGGUGGCAUCACACAUGUGAGGCACUGUGGAGCUGGAACUGUCUUUGAUGACAGUUGCAAGUGCUGUGUCUGGCCCUGAGCCAAGAGUGGAGGCAAUGUGUAUUACAACAACUGUUGCAAUC
Messenger RNA from Archocentrus centrarchus (flier cichlid), 1456 nucleotides. Its product is annotated as acidic mammalian chitinase-like. Lineage: Eukaryota; Metazoa; Chordata; Actinopteri; Cichliformes; Cichlidae. The transcript is spliced from 11 exons. The record is from RefSeq and is a predicted model, not a curated record. Gene Ontology annotation, molecular function: hydrolase activity, hydrolyzing O-glycosyl compounds; chitin binding. The coding region runs from base 1 to 1413 and encodes 470 amino acids. Gene Ontology annotation, biological process: carbohydrate metabolic process. Gene Ontology annotation, cellular component: extracellular region.